UCCGCGUCCGCUUGUUGUUCCCCGGUUGGCGGCGUCUUUGUCGACUUCUCUGCACUAUGUCCAGUGCCCUCCCGAAGGUGCUGCGCAGCGACUCCUAUGUGGAACUCAGCGAGUACCGGGACCAGCAUUUCUGGGGUGAAAUUGAAGAACAGGAGAAAUUACUGAAGAAAAGCUGUACCUUGUAUGUUGGAAAUCUUUCCUUUUACACAACUGAAGAACAAAUCUAUGAACUCUUCAGCAAAAGUGGUGACAUAAAGAAAAUCAUUAUGGGCCUGGAUAAAAUUAAGAAAACACCAUGUGGUUUCUGUUUUGUGGAAUACUAUUCAAGAGCAGAUGCAGAAAAUGCCAUGCGAUAUAUAAGUGGAACUCGUCUGGAUGACCGGAUGAUUCGCACAGACUGGGACGCCGGCUUUAAGGAGGGCAGGCAGUAUGGCCGUGGAUGGUCAGGAGGCCAGGUACGAGAUGAGUAUCGACAAGACUAUGAUGCUGGGAGAGGAGGCUAUGGAAAACUGGCCCAAAACCAGUCAGUAGUUAAGAAACCCCAUCAUGAAAAAUUCACUCCUUCAGCCUGCUGAAUUUGAUGUACAUUACCCAAGGUCUGCAAAUCUGCCAUUUUUACAAAUCUUUGAUCAAUGUCUCUACUAAGCUAAGCCAGAAGCCACUUCAUGGUUUUCCUCUGAAAAUCAUUAAAGGAUAGAAUCCAAAAGAAUGCCUUUAAUUCUAGUCUUAUAAUAUUGGCCAUGUGUGAGGUUACCAGAAUGAUUUUCUUACUAGGUCAAAAAUCGUGUUCCUUGGCAACAGAGUUUAUCUAUAGUGUUGAUUUAUCAGCUCUAAACACUAUACUUCUUUUUUUUUAAUCCUCACCCGAGGACAUUUUUUUUUUUUUCCAUUUUUUGUUCAGAUAGAAUGGGAGAGGGA
Messenger RNA from Molossus molossus (Pallas's mastiff bat), 918 nucleotides. It is a transcript of the gene NCBP2, whose product is annotated as nuclear cap binding protein subunit 2. The transcript is spliced from 4 exons. The record is from RefSeq and is a predicted model, not a curated record. Gene Ontology annotation, biological process: mRNA cis splicing, via spliceosome. Bases 57 to 575 code for a protein of 172 amino acids. Gene Ontology annotation, cellular component: nuclear cap binding complex. Lineage: Eukaryota; Metazoa; Chordata; Mammalia; Chiroptera; Molossidae. Gene Ontology annotation, molecular function: RNA cap binding.